CAUGCUAUUAAGGCGAAAUUGGUAGACCUUGGUGCAUAUGUAGACGAUGAGCUUCCAGACUACAUAAUGGUGAUGGUUGCUAAUAAAAAGACACAGCAGCAGAUGACGGACGACCUUGCACUGUUUCUCGGCAAUAAUGCCGCGAAAUUCACGACUUGGUUGCAUGAAGUCCUGUACAAACUGCAGUCUGUUACCGUUGAAACAUUAAAGAGCGAGAAAAAGAAAGACAAACUUAGACCGGAAGGUGCGAGGGAUGCAAGAGACCACGAACCCAGGUCAUCUACCCACGUGGAGCAUGUAUCAUCGAAAAGGAAGGCAGAGCAGAGUGAGAGAGUUGACUCGAGCAAGACCAUCUCGAAAAAACACAAGAGAGCGGACUGGGACGAGUCAGCGAACGCGUCGAGUUCAAAGUUAACAGAGAGCUCCGUUUCGCAGACUGCCCAUCAAACAAAGUCGCCCGAUGCCCACCCGAGUACAUGUGACCAACAAGAGAAUGCUGACGCAGAUGACAGCGAAAGUCUAGAUAGCAGACCAGGAUUGCCGAAUGAGAUAGGCGAAGGAAGUCAGAGCAGAGAGCAAGCAGCAAGUAGCAAGGAGGAUUCUGAGGAGGAGCAGGAGAAGGGUGACGCAACAUCAGAAAAUGAGAACUCUGCGGAGGAGGUGGAGGUAGAGCCGGAGAAGGAGGAGAUGCUGCUAGAUGUAAAGCCUGGAGAAGGCGAACAAAUAGACUCGGAUUCCGAGGCAGAGCAAGAUUACCAACCUAUCAAGAAAAAGAUUGUCCAUGGUUGCGUCAUCAGUACUAAACAAAAGGUUCUACAAAAAGUCGUACCUUCCAAGACCAGUUCGGGUGUUCACAAACCAGGAGCCAGCACAGCGCCAUCUGUUGGUGCAACAGUGGAACGAACCGAGAGGGUGGUAGAGGUAACUCGCUCGGACUCCCGGAGAGAGAUGGAGACUAGAAGAAAUCUGUCUAGCACAAGGGGUGAUCUUCGACGACCUGCUUCGGCCGUUCAGCAUAGCGAGACAGCGAUCGGAAAGUCAGCAGAGGGAGCAGUGCCUAAGAAGCGGCAAGUUCCAGGUUCGGUGAUCGCUGGCGUGAUCAAGCGAGAAGAAGUGGUGGAAGAGGCAUACAACCCGUAUAAACCGUCCGUUGGGGCUGUGGCUAGCACGGUUAAAGUUACUCCCAGAAGAUUUUUGCCAAAGUCCCUGCAGGCUAACAAAUCGCUGCUACUGAAGGCGAUGACGGAUGCUGAGAGCUCCAUCGCUAAAGCUGUAAAACUACCCGGCCACACUACGAUGGCCGUGGAUCAGAAACACAGCAGUGUGCAUGACAGGCUGGGAGGAGCCGCUACGAAGCGACAGCAUCCAGCUCAACGCGCGGGAAAGAGCGCAGCGUUGUCGGAGAGGAUGGUCAGUAAGCAGCAGCAGCAGCUCCCGGCGCAGAAGCGGCGAGACGACCGUCAGAAGUCCGGCGUGAAAAAAACCCUGGCUAGACCGACUGUGCUGCAGAGACUGGGUCUUCCCAUGGAGAAGUCGUCGUCGACACAGACAGCGCGCGGCUUUGAAAGGCGCGCGAGCAACCAUGUUGCUGAAGUGAUCACCAUCAAGCAGGAAGUGGAAGAACCUGAAGUGUUCAUACUCUCAGAGGACGACGACGCCGAACAGGAGAGUCAAGGGGAUGCGCGGAAAGCCGGCGAGGACGAGGAGGAGGCAGUGGAGACGGAGGAGGCGGGACGUGAGAAGAUGAAGCCCUUGCUGGAAAGGUCCCCUUCUUCUGGCCCGUCUGAGGAGAGCAAGGACGUGACGUCUGGUGACGAGUUGGUUAAUGAAGAAGUUCAAACUGCAGACAUACAAGACGUUUCUGUCGGCGAGGAACUGGAUAGACGUCUCAUUCAGAUUGACAAGGACGAGGUCAACGUUAAAAAGGAAAGACGUGGAGAUGGCGAUGGCUUCUCCCUGGAGAGCACAGAGGAAGGCGAAAUCCCACAUCGGAUCGUCGAAGCCAAAGGCGACGUAGGUGUUUGCGUUGUCGUGCCGACUAACUCGAAUCCGCCGAAGUUGGUUCGAAAUCAGCUUACGCUGGAGAAGAAGCUAGAGGUCAUCUACAUGUGUGAGCAGCACGGCAUGAGCACACGCAUGAUCGCCGAGACACUCAGUUCUCAGGGCUACCGCUGCGGAAGGACGCAGAUCCAGAACAUCCUCAAGAACAGGCAGCACUGGAUCGAGGAACUGCAGAGGAACGCUCCGCUGAAUCGCAAACGCAAGGUCAGGCGGACGGGCAACGCGGAGCUGAACUCACUCAUGUACGAGUGGGUGAGGGAGACGACCGCACAGAUGCUGCCCAUGAGCGGAUCCCUGCUGCAGGAGAAGGCGAGGCAGGUAGCCGUGCAGCUCGGCCUCGACGACUUCAAGGCGUCGAACGGCUGGCUCGAGUCGUUUCGCCGACGACACAGCAUCGUCUUCGGCAAGGUGAGCGAGGAACGCGCGAGCGUGGAGGCGGCACCCUCUUACGACUGCGCUGCAAUGUUCGCCGAACUCUGCGCCGGCUACGCUCCGAGGGACAUCUACAACGUCGCCGAGACGGCGAUAUUCUUCAAGGCGACGACCGACUCGGUGCGCCACCUACAGGGCGCCGGCUGCUCGGCGGGAAAGUGGUCGAAGGCGCGCGUCACCGUGGUGCUGUGCGCAAACGCCGUCGGAGACAAGGAGACGGCGAUGGUCGUCGGGAAGGCGGAGAAACCGCGAUGCUUCGGCCGGCUGGAUCGCACCGACCUUCCCGUUGAUUAUUGCGCGAACAAGAUGGCGUGGAUGACAAGCGAGCUGUUUGAGGUGUACACGCGGAGGCUGGACGAGAAGAUGCGCGGCGAGGGCCGGCACGUGUUGAUGCUGCUCGACAACGCGCCGUGCCAUCCCGACCUGCAGCUCACCAAUAUCAAGCUGCUGUUCGUGCCCCAGAGCUCGCGCUCGGUGAUUCAGCCGAUGGAUCGCGGCAUCGUGCGCGCGCUGAAGCGGAGGUUUCGCGAGCGGCAGGUGGCGGGGGUCCUCCGGAGAGCGGAGAGCGAGGCGGGGUCGACGGCGGCGGCGGAACUCAUGAAGGCGACGGACAUUCUGCAGACGAUCUGCUUGGUGAGCAAGUCGUGGCGAGAUACGGACGCGGAGAGGAUUCGGCGGUGUUUCCUACAGUGCGGGAUCGGACACGGAUCGGACCACGGUGAGGUCGACGAGGAGGAGGGAAGCGGACGGAACGAUAUGCUGGAAGCUGCUUGCGAGAAUGCACUCGGCGUGUCACUUACGGAUCUCGUGCAAGUCGACUCGUGGUUUGCUACGACGGACAACGCUCAAGCUUGGACGGUGGAGGGGAUGCCCCUUCGAGCAGUGGAGAGCGGAGGAGGCAGCGGAGAUGGAAGUGACGAGGAAGAGGAGGACGAUACAGUGCCGCAGGAACCGGAGAUAAAUAGCCUGCACGAACUACACGAGUGUGUAGAUAAGAUAAAAGCAUUUGCGGUGCACAGGGGAUACGGUGCGAUACUGAACAAAUGCAUUGAUUUAGAAGAGACAGUCGAAGAAGUGGUACAAUCAGAGGGACAAGCGUCACAGGCAACGAUGUUUGAUCUCUUUUGAUUUCUUUAGCCGGGUUGCCGCAAAGCUGAAUCUCACAGUAUGCAAAUGAAAGUGUAAAAUAAAAAUUAUAGUAUUCAUCCGUGUAUAAUUUAA
Priapulus caudatus is the source of this 3714-nucleotide messenger RNA. RefSeq lists its product as uncharacterized. Lineage: Eukaryota; Metazoa; Priapulida; Priapulimorpha; Priapulimorphida; Priapulidae. The record is from RefSeq and is a predicted model, not a curated record. Gene Ontology annotation, molecular function: DNA binding. Gene Ontology annotation, cellular component: nucleus.